Molecule: messenger RNA, 1790 nt
Organism: Protobothrops mucrosquamatus (brown spotted pit viper)
Lineage: Eukaryota; Metazoa; Chordata; Lepidosauria; Squamata; Viperidae
Gene: UBE2G1
Product: ubiquitin conjugating enzyme E2 G1
Exons: 6
Coding region: 106-693 (195 amino acids)
Biological process (GO): protein polyubiquitination; proteasome-mediated ubiquitin-dependent protein catabolic process
Molecular function (GO): ubiquitin conjugating enzyme activity
Source: RefSeq, a predicted model, not a curated record
AGCGGGGCCAACGUGUUUAAUGAGGGAGGAAGUAGAGAGUUGCUCCAAGUUGGGUAAAGAGUUGUGUUACUCCAAAGACUAGAAAGGGUGAGUGAUCUGGAAGGAAUGAGGGAUAGGGAAAGGGAAGGAGAGGUCAUUGGAGUCAUAAGAGCCGCUGGGCAUUGGUGUGGUGUUACCGUCGGAGAGAGCAAGGCGUCUGUAAAUCGGUUGGGAGGAAGCCCUAAUGAGCUCAACAAAAACCCAGUGGAAGGCUUCUCAGCAGGUUUAAUAGAUGACAAUGAUCUCUAUCGAUGGGAAGUUCUUAUUAUUGGGCCUCCAGAUACACUCUAUGAAGGCGGUGUCUUCAAGGCUCAUCUUACUUUCCCAAAAGAUUAUCCUCUCAGGCCGCCAAAAAUGAAAUUUAUCACAGAAAUAUGGCAUCCAAAUGUUGACAAAAAUGGUGAUGUCUGUAUUUCUAUCCUUCAUGAACCUGGUGAAGACAAGUAUGGCUAUGAGAAACCUGAAGAACGCUGGCUUCCCAUUCAUACGGUGGAAACCAUAAUGAUUAGUGUAAUUUCUAUGCUGGCAGAUCCCAACGGCGAUUCUCCUGCUAAUGUUGAUGCAGCGAAAGAAUGGAGGGAAGAUAGAAAUGGAGAAUUCAAAAGAAAAGUUGCCCGCUGUGUAAGAAAAAGCCAAGAAACUGCUUUUGAGUGACACUUAAUUCAGUUAGUAGCUUCACUUUUUUCAGGGUUUCCAAUUGAGGAAUAUGGCACUGUUUUUCCUGCACUCUACCCACCUAUUGCUGGACUUCUGUUUAUACCAAGUUGGCAGACACUGGCAGGAACUCGGCUGCAAUAAAACAUGGCAGUUAUUCAUGCUGACAAGGAGUCUAACAAGUGCCAACAAAGAUUUGUGCAUUUUGAAAACUAAUGGAACUGCUUUAACCUUCAGGAAGAAUUGUAAAGAUGUGUACAUAGCACAACAUGAUCCGGAUAAUAUAUAUACUGUUCAUGUACAUCCACAAAUACACCUUGUACCAAAUAAUGCUGUCUUGUAGUUAGAAUAAGAAUCGUGUAAAUUCUAAAGAUUUUUAGCAGAUUCUUUUUUCCUCCACUCCAAUUCAUGGGGUUCUUUUCUUAUGAGCCUUUUCUCAAAUUUUCUCAUGAAGCAUGUUGGACUAAAAGAAAUUAGGAUUAAAAAAAACCCUCCAUUUUAACUUUCCUUUUCAGCCAUUAAAGCUUCAUUAAAAAUCUCACUUUAAUAAAAAUUUAAUACCUUUGUAACUUCCUUCCCCUCAACAUUUUUUGGGAAUACAUUAAUAAAACAUUGAGAUCUCUCAUUUGAUUCUGAUGAUAAGCAUUGUCAUCAGGUGAUGCAUUUAUUCUCCUUAUGUUUUUACCUAGCUGUGCUCAUCUUUUGGCUUGGAUGCAGCAAUAAGAUUUACAGCCAUGAAUUACGCUUGAGCCUACUAGUUGUUCCCAAAAGGGCUGAGAGCAUUCGCUUUGAAAGUGGUCAGCUGUGUAAGUUAGCCCAAUAUAGGUUGAACCACUUUUUUAUUUCUUGCCUGAUUUGAAGUUGGAUAGAUAAAAGCAUGCAGAGCUAUAGGCUUCAAGUGAGUUCUGGUUUUGCUAUCAUAUACUCUUUCCCUAUCUCACGUCUUCUUUUUCCUCUUUUUUGCAUUCUGGUCCCAUACAGAUUUUCCUCACUUAAUGUAUAAAGAGAAAUUGCAAUGUAUAUUUUCAUGUAACUUGAUUUUGGAAUUCUGUCACCUUCUGUAGUGAGUUCUUCCAAAAUAUAAAUUUUUCCAAUAG